Messenger RNA from Ascoidea rubescens DSM 1968, 1194 nucleotides. It is a transcript of the gene LEU5, whose product is annotated as coenzyme A transporter. The record is from RefSeq and is a predicted model, not a curated record. Lineage: Eukaryota; Fungi; Ascomycota; Saccharomycetes; Ascoideales; Ascoideaceae. Gene Ontology annotation, biological process: transmembrane transport. The transcript has a single exon. The coding region runs from base 1 to 1194 and encodes 397 amino acids.
AUGUCUGACCUAAUACCUUCAACACCAGUUAAUCCCUCAAAUUUAACCCAAAAUGAUAUAAUAAAGACUAAACUCAGUAAGACAAACAAAAUAAAAGACAAAAAUUCGCUAGAGUAUGUCUAUAAAACUGCUAUAGCUGGUGGAAUAUCUGGUUCCUGUGCCAAAACCAUUAUAGCUCCUUUAGAUCGUGUCAAAAUUUUAUUCCAGACUGCAAACCCUGAAUAUAAACAGUUUUCUGGCUCUUUUUUCGGUUUAUUUAAAGCUUCAAAUAAAAUCUACUUUAACGAUGGCCUCAUAGGCUUCUUUCAGGGCCAUUCUGCCACUUUAUUAAGAAUCUUUCCCUAUGCUGCCAUUAAAUGGGUUUUUUACGAACAAAUUAGAAAUAUCCUUAUUCCAAAUGAUAACUACGAAACAAACAUUAGAAGAUUACUAAGUGGCUCUCUAAGUGGAAUGAUAAGUGUUUUUGCUACUUAUCCUUUGGAUUUAUUAAGAGUCCGUUUGGCCUUUGAAACAAAAAAAAUUCAUUACAAUCCUUCUCAAAAUCAAAUCGACCCCAUAAAUCAAUUAAAUCAGAUCGGCUUCAAAAAUAACCACAGAUUAAUUUCAACAGUAAAACUAAUCCUAAAAGAACACCCUCCUCUAGCCACAUCUCACAAUCCCUUUUUAAAAUUAUUCAAUGUCAUUUUACCAAAUCAAUUGGCUUGCUUGUCAAAUUUUUACAGAGGUUUUACCCCAACUAUUCUUGGUAUGAUUCCCUACGCUGGUGUGUCUUUCUGGACUUAUGAUUUAUGCCAUGACAUCUUUAGAUCCCAUCUUUUUGCUCCUUAUACUGUUCAAAAUCCCGUCAUGAAGAAUAUAGAAAACAAAAUCGAAGAAGAAAAACUAAUCUAUCCCCAUUAUGAAAAGAAACCCUUGAAAAGUUGGGCUCAAUUGUUAGCAGGUGGGUUGGCUGGUUUGGCUUCUCAAACCGCUGCUUAUCCUCUAGAAGUUAUCAGAAGAAGAAUGCAAGUAGGUGCCAUAACUACUUCAAAUGGUGAGUUCAUGACCAUAAAGCAAACUGCUAAAUUAAUAUGGCACGGAUCUGGUAUAAAAGGCUUCUAUGUCGGUUUAUCCAUUGGUUAUCUAAAAGUAACUCCCAUGGUUGCCUGUUCUUUCUUAGUAUAUGAAAAGUGUAAAAUGUUUUUUGGUCUUUAA